Vanessa atalanta (red admiral) is the source of this 420-nucleotide messenger RNA. It is a transcript of the gene CPR73, whose product is annotated as larval cuticle protein A2B-like. The record is from RefSeq and is a predicted model, not a curated record. Gene Ontology annotation, cellular component: extracellular matrix. Lineage: Eukaryota; Metazoa; Arthropoda; Insecta; Lepidoptera; Nymphalidae. The transcript has 2 exons. The coding region runs from base 1 to 420 and encodes 139 amino acids.
AUGCAGGUUCUUAUUUUAGUAGCGGCAUUAGUAUCUAGCGCGUACGCUGGUCUUCUAGCGCCCUCGCCAAUAGGCUACGUUAGACCGUACGGAUUGGCUGCCCCUCUAGCAGUUGCACGGCCAGCAUUAGCUCCGUAUGCUGUGGCUAAGGUGGCUGCACCGGUUGAGGAUUAUGACCCUAAUCCUCAGUAUUCCUACGCGUAUGACAUACAGGAUGCUCUGACUGGUGAUUCGAAAAGUCAGCAUGAAACACGUUCCGGUGACGUGGUCCAAGGUUUUUAUUCUCUCGUCGAUCCUGAUGGCACCCGUCGUAUUGUCGAGUACACCGCUGACCCGCACAAUGGUUUCAACGCGGUCGUUCACAAGCAACCCCUUGGGGGAGUGGUGAAAGGUGUGGCACCUCUAGCUGCUUUUCACUAA